Triticum turgidum subsp. durum (durum wheat) is the source of this 513-nucleotide messenger RNA. The record is from the annotation of a GenBank genome assembly. Lineage: Eukaryota; Viridiplantae; Streptophyta; Magnoliopsida; Poales; Poaceae.
AUGGAUGACAUUGUUGAUGCAUUGCUUCUCAAGCUUCACUCAAAGAUAUGUUAUCAUAGGGAUGCCAGUGUCGACUACCUGGAAAUCAAGGCCACGGUUGAUAAACUCGUAGAGGCGAACAAAAGGCUCAAGGAUGAGAAAGUGGACUUCCAGGAUGUCAUUAAUAUGGUCACAGAAGACAAGGAGAAUUUGCAGCAUGACUGUCAAGUAAUCAAGGAGCGGGUGGCAAAAAAGGAGGAGCAACUUGAAACUGUAAAGAAGGAACUUGAAGAAGCAAAACAUGAACAUGUGGCAGCAAAGAAGGAGCUUGAGGAAGAAAAACUUGGCCAUGUGGCAACAAAGAAGGAGCUUGCGGCGGCACACCAACAACUUGCUCAAAGGAACGAAGAGCUGGAGAUUUUAAGGAAGAAGCUUCAAGAGAGUGAACAUGUACCUUCCAAAAGGGUCGAGGUGGAACAGUGUGUGCUAGCAGUUGCAAGUGAGGAAGGAGGCCAUCGUCGUAGCAGGCCAUGA